Molecule: messenger RNA, 1860 nt
Organism: Sinocyclocheilus rhinocerous
Lineage: Eukaryota; Metazoa; Chordata; Actinopteri; Cypriniformes; Cyprinidae
Gene: cfap45
Product: cilia and flagella associated protein 45
Exons: 12
Coding region: 130-1767 (545 amino acids)
Biological process (GO): intracellular protein transport
Molecular function (GO): small GTPase binding
Source: RefSeq, a predicted model, not a curated record
UGUGUUUUUUUUAAACACAUUUUAAAUUAGAAAUACGCGCGUGGCAAUAAGUUUUCACUUUGUCGUGACUGUUUGUAUACCUGUUAAAACGUCUGUCUUAUCUGCUUUUUUCACUAAAGCUCAAACGAAAUGCCUCAAAGCGCCACAUCCUCCUGUGGAAAGCAGUCGGGCAGCAGCGCUUUCACUCGACGCUAUCGCACACGAGCCCUCACCUCUCAUGUGGACGAGACCCUCUUUGGGACACUAAAACAGCAUUCUGCUGGUGAUAUGAAAGACGAUCCUGAAGGCGGAAGCGUGAGAUCGAGGACACUGUCACGCUCUGCUCCAGCACCCAAAGAGCCAAAGUCAGAAACGGUGCGCAUCAUCACUAAAGACCUCAUCAGGGACCUCAGAAUCCCAAAUGAGGACCCAUCUGGGCAGUCUGUCAUCCUGUCCUCGGCUGAAUUCAGGCGAAUCAUGGUGGAAUCUCAUGUUCCUAGUGAAGAGGAGAAGGCAGCCGUGCUGGAGGCCCAACUCCAAGCCCGUGAGGAAGCCAUGGAUGCUGCAGAGCAGAGAAAAGCACAGAUACGUCAGGCAGACCUGUCUCGGCAGAAGAACCAGAACCUCAGUGAGCUCGAGGCAGAGGCAAGGGACCGGGCUCAGUACCUGUUGGAACGGGCCAACACCCUGAGAAUGGAACAAGAGGACGAGGUCAAGAAGCUCAAUGAGUUAAUUCAGGAAGUGCAGUGCCAUGUUGUCCGGGAUGUGCAGAUUCAGGAGAAGAAACUGAACAGUGCAGAGUGGCUGGAGGAAGAGAAGAGACUGGAUGCCAUGAUGGAGGUGGAGCGCCGCCAGGCCUUAGAAACCCAGGAACAAAUUGAACAGCUGCGAAAGCAGCAAAGGAUUAAUGGGAAGCUGUGCAUCCUGGACCAGAUCCAGAUGUGUCUGGAGGAGAAAAUGCUACAGGAUGAGUUGAAGGAGCAGGAGGGUCAGCAGUUGUUGGAAAACAUGGAGAGGAUGCAGAUGGAGGAGCUCAAGGUCAUUGAAAGGAAGAAGGAGGAGCAGAGGAAUUUACUUCAAGAGAUUCAGAAGAUAAAUGAAGAGAAUUUGCUUGCUAAAGAGCAGAAAAAGGAAGAAGAGAGAUUAGCAGAUCUGCGAGCUGUAGAGUAUACACGCAAGAAAUUGGAACGAGAGGCAGGGUAUGAAGCUGAGCAGAUACGAAUCAAGAAAGACAAAGAGAAGGAAGUGGCGCGACUGAGAGCUCUUCAAGAAAGGGACAGAGACCAUAAAGCUGAGCAGGAUGAGAUCAGGGCACGGAGGAACCAGGAAGCGGCUGCAAGGGAAUGGAGACGAAAAGAGAAAGAGCAGACAUUGAGAAAGCUGGAUGUGGAAGAGAAGCUAAAGACUGCUCGUCUGGAGCAAGUCACUCAUAAGGAGCACUUGCUGUCCAUUAAAGCUGGACGAGAGAGAGCAGAGUUUGAGAGGGUCCUGAGAGCACAGCAGGAGCUCAUUGAGAAAGAACGAGAAAGAGAGGAUCAACGGCAUCAACAAAUCCAAAGGCAUGCUGAGGCUGUGAGGCAGCAAGUACGGGAGAGAGAGAUGCAGGCCAUCACCCAGCGCAGAGAGCUGUUCCGAGAGGGAGAGCGGCUGGAAGAGGAGGCACGCAGUCGCAGAGCACGACUGAACGAGAUUAAAGAAAAGAAGCUGAGGGAACUCAAGGCAGCUGGGCUCUCAGACAAGUACUACAAGGAAGUGGAGCGUAAGGUUCGAGUCCUUCCAGCUGUUUAAACUGAUGAAAGGAAGAAAUGGAGGAGAUCCUCUUAAUAAACAAAUGAAGAAAAACAUUUGUGGUUUGACCUGACAUAAAACUGUAAAAAUAUU